Messenger RNA from Prorocentrum cordatum, 925 nucleotides. Lineage: Eukaryota; Dinophyceae; Prorocentrales; Prorocentraceae. The record is from the annotation of a GenBank genome assembly.
GGCGCCGACCUGGCUGGAGACGCUCCGCAAGAACGUCGCCCUCCACGCGGACGCCGACGGCAUGGACGUGGCGACAGCGGGCGAGGCCGCGCUGAAGCGGGCUCAGAAGGGCCCACGGCUGGAGGCGCGGCUUGAGGCGGAGAGGAGCUCGGCGGCGGAGGGCACCAGCUGCAGCCCCGUUCGUACCUUCUUUUUCGCGCCUGGCGCUUGGGACGUCGAGCAGCUGGCGGCUGGUGAUCAUCGGGUCGCCAGCGCGCAGCCGCAGGAGCAGGAGACCUUCGAGGCGGAGAGCGAGGCUUGCGGCGUCCAGGACGGCCUGACCUUCGACGGCUCGGAGGUGCCGAUUGUCGACGGCGGCAGCGGCGUGCCCUGCGAGGGGAUCGCGGAGGUCUCUGCGGGCACGAGCGCUGCGGAGCUGGAGGCCUUCCUCCGUGGUCUGGACGACGGCUCCGCGGCGCGGCGCGGCGAGCUCGCGGCGGCCGCCAACCGCCUCGUCGAGCUCGAGGCGCAGCUCGCCGCGGUCACCGCGGUGCAGGCGCCGAUGGCCGUCGGGUUCUUGGUCGGCAACUUCGCGGCGGAGGGCGGCCCUGCCGUGGGGGCCUCGGUCGCGGCGGCCACGGGCCGAGCGGCGGACGCCCGCGGGACGGGCGGCCGCGGCAUGCGGGGAACGGGCGGCCACGACGGCUUCGACGUGGAGCUGGAGGCCGCCGACGGCGGGAGCGGCGGGCCGAAAACCUGGCGGUCCUCAGGCGCUGCGGCCGCCCGCGCCCGCGACCUCGCCCAGCUCUUCGCCUCCUUCGUGGCGGAGAUCAGCACGCCGUGGACGCCGCCUUCGACCUGGAGGCGGACCCCAUGGGCCCAGGUCGGCGUGGGCAGAGUUUGGGAUUUAACCCAGGCUCGGCCUACGCUAAGGGAGGGAUCCUGA